Ceratitis capitata (Mediterranean fruit fly) is the source of this 429-nucleotide messenger RNA. RefSeq names its product glycine-rich cell wall structural protein. NCBI's taxonomy places the organism in Eukaryota, Metazoa, Arthropoda, Insecta, Diptera, Tephritidae. The transcript has a single exon. Bases 1 to 429 code for a protein of 142 amino acids. The record is from RefSeq and is a predicted model, not a curated record.
AUGAAGACACUUCUAUUACUUGCAACUUUGCUAGCGCUUGUAUUCUUGUGCCAAGCUCAAUUUGGCAUCAGACCAAAUCGUCCUUUCGGUGGAUUUGGCGCUUUCGGGCGUCCCGGCGGUAACAGUGGAUUUGGACAAUUUGGUGGUGGUGCUGGAGGUUUUGGUCAGAACGGACCAUUUGGUGGAAUACCGGGAAAUGGUGGCUUUAACCCAUUCCUUCCUGGUGUCAACUUUGGUGGUGGUGCUGGUGGUGGUUUUGGUCCAUUUAAUCCUGGAGGUUUUGGAAGUGGUGGUUUUGGAGCAUUUGGACGUGGUGGUGGCGGAAGUGCUGGAGCCGGCGGCGCACCGGGACAACCUGGUCAGAAUAAUGGUGGUGGAAUAUUGGGCGGCGGUGCAGGUGGCGGGACUGGCCAAGGAAAUAAUGAAUAA